Astrephomene gubernaculifera is the source of this 2421-nucleotide messenger RNA. NCBI's taxonomy places the organism in Eukaryota, Viridiplantae, Chlorophyta, Chlorophyceae, Chlamydomonadales, Astrephomenaceae. The record is from the annotation of a GenBank genome assembly.
CAUCUGAAACGCUCAAAAAGCAUUUGCCCGGUACUGUAGUAGAUGCCAAGUAAUUCGUAGGACUUGUCAGUUUGGAGCAUUAAAGUGGCCACUGUAGGGCUUAGCCUUCAUUGUUGACGCGUUCGGGUCUUUUGGUAAUCGCUUAGAUGGGACGGGACAGAUCGCGUUCAAGGGAUCGGCGAAGGUCCAGGUCGCGAGAGCGGUCUCGACGAUGGGACCGUGACCGCCGCUCACGUUCACGGUCUAGGGACCGACGGCGCAGCAGGAGCAAGAGCCGCAGCAGGAGUCGGGACCGCGCCAAGUCGCUGGCCUACGACGCUAGCAUCAGUGCUGUGCAGGCAAUGGCUGCUCUGCAGCAGCAACAGCAGCUCCAACGCCAGCUCAUAGCGCAGCAGCUGCUGCUGCAGCAGCAGGCGGCGGCCGCGGCGGCGGCGCUGGCGCCCGCUCCCCAGCCGCAACCGCAGCAGCAGCAGAGCAACACCAAUGCCACCACGCUGGAUCGCAAAUCCCGGGAGAUCUACGUUGGCAACCUGGCCAUCGGAGUUGUGACCGCCGACAUGCUGAAGGAGCUCUUCAACACCAUCCUGGCCAACCAGGUGCCCGACCCCACCAACGCGCCGCCCGUGGUCAACGUAAACCUGGACUCCUCGGCCGGUCGUUUCGCCUUCAUCGAGUUCCGCACGCGCGAGCUGACGGACGCCGCCAUCCAGCUGGACAAGCUGGAGCUGUGCGGGCGGCAGAUGAACAUCGGGAGGCCCAAGGGAUACGUGGACCCAAGCUCCCAGCUAGCCAACGCGGCCAAGAUGGGUCAGGCGCAGGUGCUGGCGGCGGCGCUGGCGGGUGCCGUACCCGCCCCCGCCAGCACCCUGGCGGCGGCCGCCGCCACGCUGACCGUGAGCACCCCCACCAAUGUCGUACUGCUGGAGAACAUGGUGUCGUGCGGGACCAUCCGGGACGAAAACGAGCGGAAAGAGAUUCUGGAGGACGUGCAACAGGAGGUGGUCAAGUGCGGCCCCGUCAUCGGUCUCGCAGUGCCCAUGCCGCCCGCCCACGUCGGAAACCAUGAGGCCAGCCGCGUAUACGUCAAGUACAGUACGGCAGCAGAGGCGCAACGCUGUCGUACAAUGAUGGACGGCCGUAAGUUUGACGACAAUGCGGUUCGCGCUACCUUCGUCACGGAGGGCGAGUUCCUACGCGCUCAAGCUGGCGAGUGGGUCGCCAAGCCGGGGCUGCUUAUGCCUGCGGGCGUUCCGUCGCUACCGGGCGUUACGACGGCGCCGGCGGCAAGUACGGCAGCGACGGCGGCGCCGUCAUUGGCGAGCUUGACGGCGGCGGCGGCGCUGCCUGGGCUAGCGGGGCUGGGUGCGCUAGGCGGUGUGGGGUCGCCGAGUGCUGCGACGCUGCCGCUGCAGGCUUCCGGUGGGCUGGUGCUGCCGCCGGGGUUUAGCCUGCCUGCAGGGUUUAGCCUGACUGGGGGGCUGCCGGGAUUGGGGCUGCCCAAGUAACGUGUGGGGCUGUGUGUAAGGGCAGCGGGCUGGGCGGAGGAUGGUGGAUUAGGGAUGCUAGGUUUCAGUGGGUGGGGGCUGAGUAGAGAAGAGUAUGGUUGAGCACUGGGGAGGCAGCACUUGGGGGUAUGGUUGGGUAUCGACCACAUGCAUGCGCAUGGGGGCAAAGGGGCCCGGGGCUAACAGGAUGGUCGCGUUACCAGUGUUGUGGAUCAAUCGCCGCUGCACACGCCAGGGUGUCUGCCAUUGUUGCAACGUGAGGGCUCAAGCAUGCUGUCUACGAACUGCAAUGACGUUUUCACUGUGUGGGUGAUGCGACGCGGUAUGCGGCAUCGAAUCCUUCCCUGCGCGUGAGCUUUUGCUGCUUCUAGGGAGGGCAGUUCUGCAUAGCUUGACUCGGAACUGCGGAGGGCCUUGGGUUGUUGCGGACCUGGGUAGCGAGCAGCCCUAGCAAGCAACCCGUAGCGGAGCAGACAGCGGCAGAGCCGCUAGGGCUGAUGGUUUUGGAGGUGUGGGUGUGUUACUAUUGACAGGGCAGUACAGGGCAGAGCGGUGAUGGGUCAGUAGUGUGAACGCAACCAUGGCCGACCUGUCUCGUGGGCUCUCAGGAGUUGUUGUACAUAUGUACGGUAUCCAGCCACCGCCGCUUGUCAAUGGUGAGUGUCGAGUGCUUGUCUGCUUGCAUGGGAAGAAGAUGGCGGGGGUGGGGGUGUCGUUGCAUGGUGGAGUACGCGUAUGCGCUCGUGGCCUUCCGUUGUUGUCGCGGAGGCUGCGGCGAGGGAAAGGGGAUAUCGCAUGCGCUCACAUCAGGCAGGUGUUGCCAGCCGCAGCGCCGGAGUGUGCAUCCACAGCUUUGGAAUGAGGGGUUUUGAAAGCUCCUUAAUGCAUGCGAAGCAUGUAACGCGCAAGGAAGUUG